AUGGCAGGCAGAGGCCCUGGUGGAGAGCCUGCACUGUCCCGGGGGGGAGCAGGCCCCCAAGUCCCUCUGCCCCAGUGCUACAGGGCUCCCGAGACCCCCAGCCCUGCCCCCCAAGGCCCAGACCAGCCAGGCCCUCCCCUCACCAUCUGGCUCCUGCAGGGCCCUGUCCUGGGCAGCUGGUACAAGGUCCUGGAUCGGCUCAUCCCAGGAGCCACAAAGGCCGUGGCCGUGAGGAAGAUGCUUCUGGAUCAGGGGGGCUUUGCACCGUGCUUCCUUGGCUGCUUCCUUGCCAUCGCCGGGGCAAUGAAUGGUCUGUCAGUGCAGGAAAACUGGUCCAAGAUCCAGCAGGACUACGUGGACGCCCUGCUCACCAACUACUGCAUCUGGCCACCGGUGCAAAUUGCAAACUUCUACUUCGUCCCUCUGAACCACAGGUAG
Messenger RNA from Struthio camelus australis, 438 nucleotides. The record is from RefSeq and is a predicted model, not a curated record. Lineage: Eukaryota; Metazoa; Chordata; Aves; Struthioniformes; Struthionidae.